AUGAGCUGGUUGCAAACAGGGCGACGGGUCUAUGUGGAGGAGCGAGAAGCCAGACAUGCUGAGAAGCUCCAUGAAUACUCGCACUUGCCAUGGGAUUCGAUAUAUAAUGUAAUGACGUUAGGCAAAAUUGGAAGCAUUGCGGAUGUUUCCGAUGAUUGGCAAACAGUCAUAGUUCGGUUUUAUCUUUGGUCUAGAAGCGAUGAGUAUGGAAUCUACACUGAGAGUCAGCUGAUGGCUUUUGAUGUUGUCUGGCACGCCCAAGCUCUUCGACCACUGUAUAAGAUCCAUUUCGAAGUCGGAGAUCAUGCCGUACUUGAACAAGUUGAAGAUGAUGGACAACUAGAAGUUCACUUUGUGACAGUUCGAUCCGUGGUCAGCUCCAGCAGUGAUGAUCAGUUGUUCUGCUUGGAGUCUCUUGCGAAACAAAUGCUAUUCUGGACACAAGAGGACCGUGCCUCUGAUGCUCUGCUACCAAUUUACACAGAUAGCACCUUCGGCUGCUUAUCCCAAGUAUUCCGCGAACACAGUGACCCACCGGUGGAUGCCUCAGCAUCUCGUUUGCUACAUGGCGUUCUCUCAGCUAACGAAGGCAACCAAAUGUUUACCGCUGUUUCAUGCUGGAACAAAAGUGAUAAUGGCCCUGCCCACUUUGCAAUGACUGCACAAAAUCAUUUUGAUCAGCUAAAUUGUGUGGCAGAAGGCGGCCAUACACCACUCAUGUGUGCAGUAGCCGAUGGGAACUGGACAGCAACGGUGACUUUGCUAUCACUUGGAGCGCAACGUGAUGCAGCAGACGCUAAUGGGAACACCCUGUUGCAUAUGGCAGCUGAAAGGGGUUACGUGAUGAUCCUAGAAGGCUUGCUAAUGUUUCUUGGCAGCGAAGUGAACAGACCAAAUUCCGAUGGAGAUACACCUAUGCACCUGGCCGCUAGAGGACAGCAUGCGGCUUGCUUGGAUCGACUUCUCAACACAAAUCAUCUCCACAGUAAUAUUCAGGCAAGAAAUUCCCAACUUCCGAUGCACAUUGUAUGCGCAUUACCGGAAUCGCCAACUAAAAUUGCAAUGGUUGGAAGACUUCUAGCUAAUGCUAGGCUCAAUCUACAUUUAUAUAAUGAAGAUGAGCUAACACCUGUACACAUAGCUAUUUCAAAGGAUUACUACAAAACUAUGGAACUCAUCAUGCAAUCAAGACCACAGCAGCUAAAUGCGGACACUGGAAAUGGUUUUCCGCCACUGCUGCUAGCUGCUUUCUAUGGUAGAAGAAGGUGUACGGAGUCAUUAAUUGAGCCCUCACAGUCAUCACUUCAGCUGAACGCUGACGUAAAUCGUUUCUCGAAACUUGGCCGGACGGCGCUGCAUUUGGCCCUAGAAACGUGGCAAGGAUCAGUCGACAAGGAUAUGGACAGGCUGGCGUGUGUACAGGCUCUAGUUCAAGCAGGUUGUCCAUUAAAUGCUCAGGACUGUGACGGCCAAACUGCGUCACACCUCUUAGUAAGAGAGCUGAAUCGUUUAACGCAAGCGUCACGUGAAUGUAAUGUUGGCGAUUUGCCAAAUACUGUAUUUUUCACUAUAAAUGCAUGUACUGAUCUGAUAAAUAUGAAUCUCCACGAUAUCGCUAGUCGAGUGCGUCCUCAUUGGCAGCUGGCCUGCCUCUGCUAUCUGGCUGCACGUGGAGCCGACAUGACAUUGAUAGAUCGUUUUGGGGUGUCGGUGGUUGAUGGAUGUUUGGAUGAACGUAUUCGCGACUUAGUGACAGAUAUCGCAGAGAAGAGACCCAGGUAAUC
Strongylus vulgaris is the source of this 1784-nucleotide messenger RNA. NCBI's taxonomy places the organism in Eukaryota, Metazoa, Nematoda, Chromadorea, Rhabditida, Strongylidae. The record is from the annotation of a GenBank genome assembly.